Sinocyclocheilus grahami is the source of this 2336-nucleotide messenger RNA. RefSeq names its product coenzyme Q8A, genome duplicate a (gene coq8aa). Bases 1 to 1548 code for a protein of 515 amino acids. NCBI's taxonomy places the organism in Eukaryota, Metazoa, Chordata, Actinopteri, Cypriniformes, Cyprinidae. Gene Ontology annotation, biological process: ubiquinone biosynthetic process. The record is from RefSeq and is a predicted model, not a curated record. The transcript has 15 exons.
AUGGACGCAGAUACAGCGCGAAAAGAGCUGCACAGUGAACACAGCUACAUAUUUGCCAAUUCUGGGGCCCAAACACGGUCCUAUCACCAGGACCACUCUUCUGUGGGAGGCAUUACAGCUGAAGACAUAGAAAAAGCCAGGGAGGCGAAGCGAAACAGCUCCAAACCACAUAAACAAAUGCUUAGUGAAAGAGCAAGAGAGCGAAAGGUACCAGUCACACGGCUUGGGAGACUAGCGAAUUUUGGAGGUCUUGCUGUGGGUUUGGGUAUUGGAGCUUUGGCAGAAGUGGCAAAAAAAAGCCUAAGAUCAGAGGACAAGAAUGGUGAAAAGAAGUCUGUUUUGGACAGCAGCCCCUUCCUUUCAGAGGCCAACGCGGAGCGUAUCGUCAGGACAUUGUGUAAAGUGCGUGGAGCGGCCCUCAAGCUCGGCCAGAUGCUCAGUAUACAGGAUGAUGCAUUCAUCAACCCACAGCUGGCCAAGAUCUUCGAACGUGUGCGUCAGAGUGCUGACUUCAUGCCCAUCAAACAGAUGAUGAAAGCCUUGAACAAUGACCUGUGCCCAAACUGGAGGGAUAAACUAGAUAUGUUUGAGGAAAGACCCUUUGCUGCUGCCUCUAUUGGUCAGGUCCAUCUGGCCAGGAUGAAAGACGGUCGAGAAGUCGCCAUGAAAAUACAGUACCCUGGAGUCGCACAGAGCAUCAACAGCGAUGUGAAUAACCUGAUGACGGUCCUGAGCAUGAGUAACGCCCUUCCUGAAGGUCUGUUCCCGGAGCAUUUGAUAGAUGUGAUGCGACGUGAGCUGGCGCUGGAGUGUGAUUACAUAAGAGAAGCCAAGUGUGCUCGGAAAUUCAAGGAACUUCUGAAAGAUCAACCCUUCUUCUACGUGCCAGAGGUAAUCGAUGAACUCAGCAGCCAACACGUCCUCACCACCGAAUUGGUGCCUGGAUUUCCCUUGGAUCAGGCUGAUGGACUUUCACAAGAGUUGAAAAAUGAGAUCUGCGAGAACAUCCUGAUGCUGUGUCUGAGGGAGCUGUUCGAGUUCAGAUACAUGCAGACGGAUCCCAACUGGUCCAAUUUCUUUUAUGAUCCACAAACCAACAGGGUUGCUUUGCUGGACUUUGGUGCAACAAGAGGGUUUGAUGAGAGUUUCACUGAUGUUUAUAUUGAGAUCAUCAAGGCUGCAGCAGAUGGUAAUCGAGAAGAAGUGCUGAAGCGAUCCAUAGACAUGAAGUUCUUGACUGGUUAUGAGUCAAAGGCCAUGGAAAAUGCCCAUGUGGACGCUGUGAUGAUCCUGGGUGAGGCUUUUGCCUCCAAGGAGCCAUUUCAUUUCGGGGCGCAGAGCACCACAGAGCGCAUCCACAACCUCAUCCCCGUCAUGCUGAAACAGCGCCUCAUCCCUCCACCAGAAGAAACCUACUCCCUGCACCGCAAAAUGGGCGGCUCCUUCCUCAUCUGCUCCCGCCUGAAUGCUAAGCUAAGUUGCAAAAAUAUGUUUGACAAGGCCUACAGCAAUUACUGGAGCAACAAGAAAAACGGACCAAGCCAGUGACAGAUAGUGCUUGUCAAACAGGAGAAACACGGAUAAGCACAAAAUGCUCUGGCCAAUCACUCGAAUGUAAACAAAUGGCACUUUUGUCUCGACUGACCCAGCCGUACCAUCAUACAUGUUUGUUUUUGGCUUUUGUUUUUCCUUUUGAGUGUUUUAAUGGGAAAUAAUAUCCAUGAUUUAUUCAUGGUCGUGUGGUGCAAAGAUUGCUAUUCAAACGGAUGUAUCUAUGUGCCUACGGAAACUCCUAUUGGUUACUCAUCAGGUGUGGUGAUUGGCUGUAGAACGUUUCAUAACCAAGCCAGUUUUUUCCAGGUUGCUGGACUACAUUUGUGAGGACCGUCUCCCUAAAUCAGUAUAUUAACUCUUUGUUUAUUGUUUGAGAAAGCAUUACAAUGUGUAUUUUUCUUUGGUUUGUGAUUUGUGAAUAUUACGCACAAUAUUGGUCAAAGUAUGAAAAAGGGAAGUCCCUGAAUGAAAAGAUCGGAAGUCAGGGCAGGUUUUGAUGCUACAGUCACAUAUUUGUUAUCAGUGUGUAGGUUGGCUACAAGCUUGCUUGUUUUAGCCUGUUAAAACCACCACAACUACUUUGUCAUAAUGCAUUUUAAAAAGCUAGGAUAUUAAUAAUGAUGGGAUGAGGUAUCACUUCUCUGAUGUGUGAGAUGUACAUGAAUUUAAACGUGCCUACAUGAAGGUAAGAACUUGAAAGCAUUAUGGUUUGAUAUCAGAGCAUUGAUGGAAAUGGCGUUUUUCUAAUGUUCCUGCUAUUGGCUUUCUUACUAAAAAAUUGU